GCGAUCAAUAGUUAUUCCGUAAAAUGAAAUGUAGAGUGUUACAAUGAAUUAUCAAACAUUUUCUACUACAAAUCGCCAAUAAAAAGAUUUCCAAUAUUAUUAUCUAAUUUGAUUGUCAUUCGUCAAACACUAAAAUGAUAACGAUAGAAAUAAUAUUAACUUAUAAAUAGUUCAUUCAAAGUUGAAUUUUAAAAAUAGUUCCCGCGUAACGAAACGUUAUAAAAUUAUCGAUUUUCUUUGUAGUACUCUAAAAUAUGUCUACUGAAUGAACAUUGCGAUUGUGUUACAAAUGGAAAAAGAAAUUAAGUAGUAAUAGUAUAAGUAGUAAUAAUAUAGUAAUAAAACCAUGUGCUGAGGUUCUUGUUGUGUUAAUUCUUUAGUCAUUUCACAUAAAUAUGUAUUGCACUUCCAAAUGUUCAGUGUUCGUAUUUUUGAUUCAACAGUGUUAUGUUUCUCAUGUUUUUGCGUUUCAACAAAACAAAACAGCACACCACAUUCGUCGACUAAACUUUGACGAUGGACAGUUCAAAGCCCAUAAGUCACCUUCAUACAGGUCUUUCCAACCUGUUUCGGUAAAGACGAUUUACCCAAGACGUGAUGAAAAGACAGACUAUGAUAUAACUUCAUACGACACGGAGUAUGGUGGAGUGGUUUCUAAUUUUACGUCUUCCAUUUACGAUGAUAAUCCGCAGCUAUACCCAAACCCUGAGUUUUUGUCUAGGAGUAAUCAAGUAAUAAGCAAAACACCAGAUACGAAACUAGCUGACACCGAAGUAGACCUGCCGGAUGAUUCGUUGGCCGAUGCUGAUCUGAAGGAACACAACAUUAUCGACAGCGUGACCUACCUGUAUGGGUUUAAUAGCUGUCAUGGUGAUAGGCACGAGUGGUUGAUACUGAUCUUCGUAACCAGCGGCAUAGCUGUGCUACUGCUAGUGGGUGCAGUAGCUUGGUUAAUAUGCAGCAGUUACGCCGCGGAGUUCAGGAGAAGCAGUAAGCUGUAUCCAAUCAAUAUCAAUCUGUGUUGUUGUCUCAUUGCCUGCACGCUGAUAUAUAUUCAGGCAGUGAUGGGAGUUUCAUCACCAUCUCAAUGCGAGAGAAUCGCUUUACUUCUACACUACACCCACAUUUCAUGCGCAAUGUGGAUCGUGGCGUUAGCGGCUGCGGUGGCGGAGUACUGCGCCUGUGAUACUCUGCUACCGUUGAAAUAUAAUUAUCUGCUGGCGUAUGGCGUCCCGGCUGUAGUUGUUAUGUUCAACUAUGCUCUAUCAAUGGAGCAUUACGAAAUAAAACAUUACUGCUGGAUGUCCAUAGAAAAAGGUAUGGUGAUGGGCUUCAUGGUACCAGCCAUGAUCCUAAUACUCAUAAACACCGGUAUAAUAAUAUUAGGACUACAAAGCGUCAAUAGAAAACAAGCGGAGAUGUUAACAGCAAAAAUUCAAGAGUUAGUCGACCAUCAUAUAGCAAAUUGGCCGAAAAAUGAGCCCAUAGAUGAUAAAAAUGCGAGUAUAGAUACUCUGGAUAAUAUUUACACGCCUGGCAGUAGUAGAAAAAAUACAGAUAGUUCAGAAACACUAGAUAGAGAGUAUGAAGAUGAAUGUCCCUAUGGCAGUGGAGGGUUGACGAACGAUGCCAAUGUCGAAAAUGGUAAUAUGAAUAUGCCGGUCAAAACGAUACAGGACAAAGGCAUCCUUAACAUGCUGUAUAUGGACAAUAUGUCUUGGAAAUGGAGUUGGAACACAGAAGGGAACGAACUGAAGACAUAUUUGAACCUGUGUUUGGUUUUGGAGCCGUUCUUCUCGAUAAACUGGGUCAUGGGGGUUGUGGCUAUAGAAAACGCUGCGCAUUGGUCCACGCCUACUAUCUACUUGAUACUGGUAGUAUCUAUGUACAUGUAUUUGACGGCGACGAUUUGCACGACACUGCCGAUCGUGCGUCAGAAGAACACGGCGCCGCCAUGUUGCGAGGCGGUGGUUACAGAGCCUACCCUCACAAGGACAAGGACAACAGACAGCAUACCACUCUUGGAUCCGUCGAUACAGCAGCCCAGCGUCACCCCAGCGCCAGCCGACACCAUCAGCACAAUCAGCAUUUAAAAAGUGAAUUGUUAUUGUGAAUUGUUAAUUGACAGCGUACGUCUGUAUGUUGCAUCUUUUUGAGGAAUGCGAGAUUGAAAGGAAUCUGGUUUGAGUGGUCAAAAAUGAUUUGCGGGUGUUUAAGUACUUGUGAGUGCAAAAGGAAUUGUCAAAUAGGUUAAUGUCAGUGUGAAGUUGAAUGGAUUGUGGGAUAAGAACCAGAUUAUAUGUUCCAAAGAUGCCAAAUUGUCAUUGGAUUGUGGAGUUAAAUUAAUAAAUAUAGAUUUCGAAUUUCUAAGUGUAGUCUAAAUGAUUUUUUUGCAAUGGGAUAUUUCGAUUACAGUAGAUUUCUGUAAUGCUCAAAGAUUCGCUAAAAGAUGAUGUGAUAAUUGCGAUUUUUUUUUACUGACAACAUUAAUUUGCUAGAAAAUUUCCACCAUAAACAAUAUUCACUCGAAUUUGAAUUCCAUUUUCAAAAUAAGUGCUAUUGAGAUGUUUAUUUAAAUUGCUCUAGAUUUUUUACGUGGCGAAGAUAAUAAUUUUAUCACUACAACUAAUAUACAAGUAUUGACUGCCUCGGUGGCGUAGUUUCUAUUGCACACGGUACGAUUAUAACUACCCCGCUGAAGUCCUGGUUUCACAUCCCGGGUCGAGCCAAAUUAAUUGUUAUUUUUCAAUCUUAAAAAAAUACUCAGUCGCUCGAAGUCAGGAAGUUGGCGGUGUGAUGCCCCGUGCCUCAGAAAGCACGUAAAGCCGUAGGUCCUACGCCUGAUCUCUCUCCGGGCAUAUCGGAUUUCCGUUUCACUGGACAAUGAGAGUGGAGGAACAGAGAGUGCAUAAUAAUAUCUCCUGUGUAAAAUUUUCAUUUUAAAAUCAACACUGUGGGUCUGAGUUAAUAACCCAGUGCGGGUUCAGAGACAACAGGUUCGAUAAUUGCACUGAGUCAAAUAGUUGAUGUAGAUCGUUUUUUGGAUGGAUCUUUGGUAUUCAAUAAGAUUUGUUUGGUCUCAGGACUACAAGUGUGGUUGCCGAUGUUUUAAAUUAAUAAGAUAUAGAUCCGAAUAAAUAUCAUUGUCUUUCUCUUAUGUACUUAGGUAUAAGAUCAAAUGAGUUAUAAGAACUCAGCAGGAUUUGACUAGUUAUAACAUUGGAUUAUAGAUAAAAUAUGAAGGUAAAUGAAUAUCUAUGGAAAA
Manduca sexta (tobacco hornworm) is the source of this 3265-nucleotide messenger RNA. RefSeq lists its product as uncharacterized. The transcript has 9 exons. The coding region runs from base 396 to 2093 and encodes 565 amino acids. Gene Ontology annotation, molecular function: G protein-coupled receptor activity. Gene Ontology annotation, biological process: adenylate cyclase-activating G protein-coupled receptor signaling pathway; cell surface receptor signaling pathway. NCBI's taxonomy places the organism in Eukaryota, Metazoa, Arthropoda, Insecta, Lepidoptera, Sphingidae. Gene Ontology annotation, cellular component: membrane. The record is from RefSeq and is a predicted model, not a curated record.